AUGCCACACGUAAUCGAUUCAAUCGAGCUGCCAAAGCUCCAAUUCGAGGACUUGCCUCGCGAAUUGAUCGAGGAGAUCCUCUCUUUAAUGCCCACUCGCUCUCUUGUGAUGAUUUCAGGAACAUCCAAACUUAUCCAUGACAUUGCUACAUAUAUCCUUAGCCGUCGAUUACGACAUACACUACAUAUCGAGGGCUAUAGAUUGAUUUUCGAAUGUUAUGCUGCAGAUGAUAAGUUUAACCAUCCCUUCAACCACUGCGAGUACAUUGGCACCCAUGUCGGCGCCGAAAACUCCGCUGAAGCAACAAAGAAGUUCCAAAAGGUGCCUUACUUCACCGAAGACGAUGAGGGAGAAGAAUGUAACCCCCUCGCCAACCUAUAUUCCAAUUUCACACCCAGGUCAUUCAAUAUUGACUCCCAACCACCCUCGACAACGGUUACAAUCGACUCUGGGGAUAUAUUCACCCAAAUCUGCGCCUCUGCGAGUUUGGUAAAACUUUCGAAUUCAGAGUAUGGAGGCGUGACAAGCAUCAUUCCCGUUUGCGAGAGUUUUUUUAGAGUUAAGAGGGAUUGGCUAGACUCUGCCGCUACUUACGAGGGUCUUCAGCAAAAUAACCCGAUAACUUGGGUCGGUAUGGGAGAGAACAUGGGAUUGAAACUCAAUGUUACAGGAAGAAGAAUUGUGGGGCCUGCGGUUAGUGGUGGUGUUAGAGGAAGAGAUCAAGAAGAUGAGGCGGUGGAGUAUGGAGUCGAAUAUGAUGGGGUGGUCAUUAGGGCGAGCUAUUUGCUGGAGAUGGUCGAGAAGAAGCAACAUACCUCUUUCUUUCAAAAUUUGAAGCUGGCAAGCGAGGAGGAAGGUGUCACUGGGGGUUUGCAGGAGACAACGACAGUUGCGGUGUUUUAG
This is a messenger RNA of Orbilia oligospora ATCC 24927, 903 nucleotides long. RefSeq lists its product as uncharacterized. Lineage: Eukaryota; Fungi; Ascomycota; Orbiliomycetes; Orbiliales; Orbiliaceae. The record is from RefSeq and is a predicted model, not a curated record. The transcript has 3 exons. The coding region runs from base 1 to 903 and encodes 300 amino acids. Gene Ontology annotation, molecular function: protein binding.